AUGAGUCUCGUCGACGUCUACUACGCCAAUGUGUACAACGCCUCUCUUUUGCUGCACAAGCGACUGUUCCUUGAAGCGAUAGCAGCGGGUACUGCUCGUCAUCAUGUCGUCCUCAGCGUUUGCGCUUGGGCUUUAAAGUGGGACAAGAGGAUCCCCAUCCAUUAUGAAACCGCGGGAGCAUUGUUCUGA
This is a messenger RNA of Cladophialophora psammophila CBS 110553, 189 nucleotides long. RefSeq lists its product as uncharacterized. Lineage: Eukaryota; Fungi; Ascomycota; Eurotiomycetes; Chaetothyriales; Herpotrichiellaceae. The transcript has a single exon. The record is from RefSeq and is a predicted model, not a curated record. Bases 1 to 189 code for a protein of 62 amino acids.